CCCAGGGCGCCGCGGUGGGGGGUGGAGGUGUUGGAGCGCGGCAUGAGGCGAAGGGCGGGAAGUGGUGGGCUGGCCGUGUUGGCGCCAAAAUGGGGGCCCGCGCUCUGACCAUGCCCGGGUGACAGGAAAGGAGAGGGAGGCAGGGGACGGCUACCAGCCCGGCCCAGCCCAGCGCAGUCCAACGCGCAGGAGCACCACCACCACCAUUAGCACCACCGCCGCCGCUACUACCACCGCCGCCGUCGUCGCUCUUCGCUGAGGGGGGAGCCUGGCGCCCCGCCGCCCAGUGUCCAUGCCCGUGGGGCCGUCGAGCCCGGCUGCGGAGCCUCCCUCGCCGUGGAGCCGGCCGGGGUUGCGCGCUCCCGAAAUAUGAGCAGCCGCCCCACGGGAGGAGCAGGCUCGGGCGUGUGCUUCGGCCCGCGGGAGCCCGACAAGCCCUUCGCUGACUCGGAGCGGGCACAGAAAUGGCGCCUGUCGCUGGCCUCGCUGCUCUUCUUCACUGUGCUGCUCUCUGACCACCUGUGGCUCUGCGUUGAGGCCAGGCAGGUCGCUGCCGGGCGACACCGGGACCAAGUGCUGGCGGAACCGGGCAUGGAGGACGGCGAAAGGGCGUCGGCGUCGCCCCCCGGCAGCCCUGCGGCGUCGGCAGCGGGCCAAUGCUUCAGCCUGCUGGGCGACGCCGAGGCUGCUUGUCGCCGCCUGAAACCCGGCGGCUCGGCCCAGGCAGAGCUCUACCUUCCCUUUUGUAAUUCCUACACGUUGCGCGAGCUCUUCGCUGGGUUUUCCCGCCCGGACACUCUGAACUGCACUCUGGACCUAGGCGAGGAGGAAGACGAGGACGACGGGGGCGAUGGGGAUGGGCGCAGCAGGGAGGAGAAUUGGCUCCGGUCUUGCCGCCGCUGCGUCCUGGCUUACCAGAACUACGACCAGCAAGCGCAGGACCGCUACCGAGAGUUCGAGCUCGUGCUCCAGAAAUACCUGCAAGCGGAGGAGUACUCGGUGAAAUCUGGGCCGGAGGACUGUAAGAAAAGAGAGAGUGCUUCUUCCAGUUUACAAUUUAUACUUGAUGACAAAAUCAAUGAUACUUGCUAUGCACACCAUCUCUUGAAGCAUUUGUAUUCUGUCAUGUAUUUACUUCCUUCCUACUAA
This is a messenger RNA of Rhineura floridana, 1149 nucleotides long. Its product is annotated as NALCN channel auxiliary factor 1-like. Gene Ontology annotation, biological process: calcium ion import across plasma membrane. Bases 370 to 1149 code for a protein of 259 amino acids. Gene Ontology annotation, cellular component: plasma membrane. Gene Ontology annotation, molecular function: stretch-activated, monoatomic cation-selective, calcium channel activity. The record is from RefSeq and is a predicted model, not a curated record. The transcript is spliced from 2 exons. NCBI's taxonomy places the organism in Eukaryota, Metazoa, Chordata, Lepidosauria, Squamata, Rhineuridae.